AUGGUUGAAUCUGAUAGGUUGUUGUACCAUAGAUUUAAGCAGCCAGGCUUGAGGAUUAAUAAGGAGAAAUCAUUGCAUGAGUGCAUACUCCAGGGCGAAACUAAAGCAAUAAGUUCUAGCCAAAGAAUCAUCUUGCCAAAGAGUUUCAUUAGAGGGCCUAGAUAUAUGUUUAAAGAUUAUUCAAAACUGAGGAUUCUUGAUGACAUAGAUACAUUCAUCUGUGCAAAAAUUCUUGAUAAAGUGAGGAAUCCAAAUUUGUAUGCAGCUGUUGAAAGUACAUGGUCCAUGGACCAUGUGGCCAAUACAACCAUCAUAGUCUGUGCAUGUGAAGAAGAAAAUUUUGAAGUGGACAACUCUUUCAUUGUUCCUUACAACCCAUCGCUACUUCUGAAAUAUGCAUGCCAUAUCAAUGUUGAGUAUACUUGCCAGACUUCAGCCAUAAAAUAUUUAUUCAAGUAUGUUCACAAAGGUAAUGAUAAAGUCACUGCUGCAUUCUACCAAAGUGGUACAUCACAGGUUGAUGAGAUACACAACUACGUUGAUUGUAGAUACAUAUCUGCGUGUGAGACAGCAUGGAGGUUGUUUUCUUAUCCUAUUCAAAUAAAGGAAUCGACAAUUAUCAGAUUGUCAUUUCAUUUACCAGAUGAUAAAAAUGUGAUCUACAAAAGAUUCUACUGA
Molecule: messenger RNA, 678 nt
Organism: Arachis ipaensis
Lineage: Eukaryota; Viridiplantae; Streptophyta; Magnoliopsida; Fabales; Fabaceae
Source: RefSeq, a predicted model, not a curated record